Molecule: messenger RNA, 3827 nt
Organism: Salvia splendens (bonfire salvia)
Lineage: Eukaryota; Viridiplantae; Streptophyta; Magnoliopsida; Lamiales; Lamiaceae
Product: cellulose synthase A catalytic subunit 2 [UDP-forming]-like
Exons: 14
Coding region: 298-3549 (1083 amino acids)
Biological process (GO): cellulose biosynthetic process
Cellular component (GO): membrane
Molecular function (GO): cellulose synthase (UDP-forming) activity
Source: RefSeq, a predicted model, not a curated record
CUCUCUCUCUACAUUUAUUUUAUGUUAAACCGACACUCCUCCAGUCUUCACCGAGAGUGCAAUAAUACUACUUUUCUGUGUAUUUCUGUGUGGGCAUCUGUUAAUCCGUCCUUGUCAGCUCAUUGUUAAUGGGAAUUGGGAAGGGGUUAGUAUUUAAGUAGCAAAGGAAAACAACACACACAUUUCCUUCUUGCUUUGCUUUACUGUGUGUGGCGCUAAUGGGACUUGCGAUACACAAUCUCUCUCUCUCUCUUUCUAUUGAUUUAACCUCUGUGAGUUGAAGAGAGGCUUUGAUUCAUGGAUACUAAAGGCAGGCUCGUUGCUGGCUCGCAUAACAGGAAUGAGUUUGUUCUCAUCAAUGCUGAUGACAUUGGAAGAGUGACUUCUGUGAAAGAGUUGACCGGCCAGAUUUGCCAGAUUUGUGGAGAUGAGAUUGAAUUCAGUGUAGAUGGAGAGCCCUUUGUUGCUUGCAAUGAAUGUGCAUUCCCUGUUUGUAGACCUUGCUAUGAGUAUGAGAGAAGGGAGGGGAAUCAAGCCUGCCCUCAAUGCAAAACUAGAUACAAGCGUAUAAAAGGGAGUCCCAGAGUAGAUGGGGAUGAAGAUGAGGAUGAGUUUGAUGAUUUGGAGCAUGAAUUUGAUUAUAAUGAGUAUGAGCAGCAGCACUUGGCCGGAGCAGCGCUUUCGUCCCGCGGCAUUGGCCGGACUGCCUCCGGCAUCACCACUCACUCGGAGAUGGAUCCCUCGGGUGUUAACUCGGAGAUCCCUCUCCUCACUUAUGGUCAAGAGGAUGACACGAUUUCAGCUGAUAAGCAUGCUCUAAUUAUCCCCCCUUUUAGCGGGAAGCGAAUCCAUCCUAUGCCAUCUUCUGAUUCAUCCAUGACAUUUCCACCACGGCCGAUGGAUCCGAAGAAGGACUUGGCUGUGUAUGGCUAUGGCACUGUGGCAUGGAAGGAGAGAAUGGAAGAGUGGAAGAGGAAGCAGAAUGAGAAGCUUCAAGUUGUGAAACAUCAAGGAGCCAAAGGGGGUGGAGAUGAGCUGGAUGAUGCUGAUUUACCCAAGAUGGAUGAAGGCCGACAACCACUUUCGAGGAAGAUACCGAUUCCUUCGAGCAAGAUAAGUCCAUACAGAAUCGUCAUUUUGCUGCGUAUGGCAAUUCUUGGAUUGUUCUUUCAUUAUAGAAUCCGUCACCCCGUCAAUGAUGCAUAUGGAUUGUGGCUAACAUCAAUUAUAUGCGAGAUAUGGUUCGCUAUCUCCUGGAUCUUCGAUCAGUUCCCAAAGUGGUUUCCAAUCAAGCGAGAAACAUACCUCGAUAGACUCUCAUUAAGGUAUGAGAAAGAGGGCAAACCCUCUGAGCUAGCUCCCAUAGACAUAUUUGUGAGUACGGUGGAUCCUUUGAAGGAACCUCCGCUAAUUACGGCCAACACUGUUCUUUCUAUCCUUGCUGUGGAUUACCCCAUUGACAAGGUUGCCUGCUAUGUGUCUGAUGAUGGUGCUGCAAUGCUUACCUUCGAAGCUCUGUCAGAGACGUCUGAGUUUGCCAGGAAGUGGGUCCCAUUCUGCAAAAAGUUUAAAAUAGAACCUCGUGCUCCCGAAUGGUACUUUGCGCUGAAGGUUGACUAUCUGAGAGACAAGGUGGAACCCACAUUUGUUAGGGAACGUCGUGCAAUGAAGAGAGAGUAUGAAGAGUUUAAAGUUCGCAUAAAUGCGCUGGUUGCAAUGGCGCAAAAGGUUCCCGAGGAGGGUUGGACGAUGCAAGAUGGUACUCCAUGGCCGGGAAACAAUGUCAGGGAUCAUCCCGGCAUGAUACAGGUAUUCCUGGGACAAAAUGGUGUUCGGGAUAUUGAAGGUAACGAGCUGCCUCGCCUUAUAUACGUUUCUCGUGAGAAGAGGCCUGGAUACGAGCAUCAUAAGAAAGCCGGUGCUAUGAAUUCUUUGAUACGGGUGUCUGCUGUCAUCUCAAAUGCUCCUUACCUGCUCAACGUUGAUUGUGAUCACUACAUAAAUAACAGUAAGGCGCUAAGAGAAGCUAUGUGUUUCAUGAUGGAUCCACAAGCCGGCAAGAAAAUAUGCUACGUGCAGUUUCCUCAAAGGUUUGAUGGAAUUGAUAGGCACGACAGAUAUUCGAACCGUAACGUUGUCUUCUUUGAUAUUAAUAUGAAAGGGCUUGACGGGAUCCAAGGUCCAAUUUAUGUCGGAACUGGAUGCGUCUUUAGGAGGCAAGCUCUUUACGGAUAUGACGCCCCCAAGAAAGCAAAACCCCCGGGCAAAACGUGCAAUUGCUGGCCUAAAUGGUGUUGCUGCUGCUUUGGUUCUAGAAAGAAAACUAAGAAAGGGAAAUCGAAGGAUAAUAAGAAAAAGACGAAGAACAGGGAAGCGACACAAAUCCAUGCACUUGAAAACAUCGAGGAAGGAAUUGAAGGAGUUGACAGUGAGAAGUCUGCCCUGAUGCCCCAGGUAAAAUUCGAGAAAAAAUUCGGACAGUCUCCAGUUUUUAUUGCAUCAGCUCUCCUAGAAAACGGCGGUGUCCCAGCAGGAGCAACAUCUGCAUCUCUCUUGAAAGAAGCUAUUCAUGUGAUCAGUUGUGGCUAUGAAGAUAAAACCGAAUGGGGGAAAGAGGUUGGGUGGAUUUAUGGUUCGGUUACUGAAGAUAUCUUGACCGGGUUCAAGAUGCAUUGCCACGGCUGGCGGUCGGUCUACUGUAUGCCCAAAAGACCAGCAUUCAAAGGGUCUGCCCCUAUCAAUCUUUCUGAUCGUCUCCACCAGGUUCUCCGGUGGGCCUUGGGAUCAGUCGAGAUCUUAUUGAGCAGGCACUGCCCCAUUUGGUACGGAUACGGAUGUGGUCUGAAACCACUGGAGAGAUUCUCAUACAUAAACUCGGUUGUCUAUCCAUUGACUUCACUUCCAUUGCUUGCUUACUGUGCCUUACCAGCCGUCUGCCUGCUUACAGGCAAAUUUAUUGUCCCAGAGAUCAGUAACUACGCCAGUAUCAUCUUUAUGGGGAUGUUCAUAUCCAUCGCUGUGACUAGCGUGUUGGAGAUGCAGUGGGGAGGCGUUGGGAUCGACGACCUGUGGAGAAACGAGCAGUUUUGGGUGAUUGGAGGAGUCUCGUCUCACUUCUUUGCUCUAAUCCAAGGUCUCCUCAAAGUUCUGGCUGGUGUGAACACAAACUUCACUGUCACCUCAAAAGCAGCUGAUGAUGGAGAGUUCUCAGAUCUCUACCUCUUUAAGUGGACGUCUCUGUUGAUCCCGCCCAUGACACUGAUGAUCAUCAACAUCAUCGGAGUCAUGGUUGGAGUCUCGGAUGCCAUAAACAACGGGUAUGAAUCGUGGGGGCCUCUCUUCGGAAGGCUCUUUUUCGCCCUCUGGGUGAUCGUCCAUCUGUACCCAUUCCUCAAAGGUUUCAUGGGGCGCCAAGACCGCCUCCCGACCAUCAUCGUGGUGUGGUCGUUUCUUUUGGCUUCCAUUUUCUCGUUGCUGUGGGUUCGUAUCAACCCCUUCUUGUCGAGGGAUGGCAUCAUCUUAGAAGUUUGUGGCUUGGACUGUAAUUAGAUACAAAUGGUAAAAAACUUUAGGUGGUGUCUGAGUGUAUAUGUAGGAAAAGGAAGCUGCAAAACCACGAUUAAUGUCGGGGUCGACAACGUCGGCAAACAUGGAAGAAACUGCAGCUCUUCGGUGGCCUCUCUUUGUCUGUGUAGAUAAAACGAUGCGAGAUCACACAUUUUUUAUUUGUUGUGCAAAAAGUUUUUUUUUAAAUGUAUUCUUUGGAUCAUGUUGUGUUCUGUAAACUCAAAUAUAUUUUCUUACCAAUAAAAGGACUGAUGGAACAA